Thamnophis elegans (Western terrestrial garter snake) is the source of this 2805-nucleotide messenger RNA. RefSeq names its product DEP domain containing 7 (gene DEPDC7). Gene Ontology annotation, biological process: intracellular signal transduction. The record is from RefSeq and is a predicted model, not a curated record. Lineage: Eukaryota; Metazoa; Chordata; Lepidosauria; Squamata; Natricidae. The transcript has 9 exons. The coding region runs from base 46 to 1626 and encodes 526 amino acids.
UUUAUAUCAUUCGCGGAGGCGCGUUUGGCGAAAGCAGCUGCGCUGAUGGCUACGGUGAAGGAGAAGGCGGCAGCUUUGAAUCUCUGCGCGGUGUAUAGCCCCGCCAAUAGACCCCCAGGCUUCAGCUUGGCCCAGAGGCCAUUUGGAGCCACUUAUGUAUGGAGCAGCAUUAUCCACGCACUUCAGACCCAAGUUGAAGUGAAAAAACGACGUCAGAAUCUGAAAUGUUACAAUGACUGUUUUAUUGGCUCCAAUGCAGUGGAUGUUGUCUACGCCCAUCUUCUCCAAAACAAAUAUUUUGGUGACACAGAUAUUAAUCGGAGUAAAGUUGUGCGCGUGUGCCAGGCUUUGAUGGACUACAAGGUGUUUGAGGCUAUUCCCACCAAGGUCUUUGGAAAAGACAAGCGAUCUGUGUUCGAGGAUAGCAGCUGCAGCCUCUACAGAUUCUCCAAUGCAAGGAAUCAAGCGGAGAGCCUCUGCGGGAGACAACAUGGCCAUUUUGUACAGCAAAGACAGGAAAAAAGAUUAUUACUUGAUACAUCAUCAGUGAGAUCAGAAAGUUUGGAGGAUCUCUUAGAAAACCUGAGUCUAAAACCUGUUAAUUCUCCUCAAGUACAUCCAUCCUCACAUUUGUCUCGUCAAGUGAUUAAUGAAGUUUGGGGAGAGCAAACUAUUGCCCGUCUCCUGCAGCUAAUAGAUCUUCCAUUGCUUGAUUCUUUACUUAAAUACCACAAGAUUGGAUCCCAAUUUCCACAAACAAAGCAGGAACCUGAACAUAGCAUCACAAACAACUAUCUUGACCGAGAAAUUCUGAAAGCUUUUGGUGAUGCGCAGGCAGAUGAAUGGCUGUCUGCAGCAAUUGAUUGUUUGGAGUAUCUCCCAGAUGCGAUGGUGGUUGAAGUAAGCCGCAGUUUACCUAAUCGGCCUGAUCAAGUGCAGGUGGGGAAACUGUUGUUGUUUGAUACUAUUGGGAGGUACUACAGCCAAAAAAAGGAACCAUUGCUAAGCCAUGUGCCUGAAAUCCACCUGGGAAUUGCUGAGUUGCUAGUUAAUGGAAAAACUGAUCAGGCUUUGGAAGCCAUUCAGCUCUAUUUAAAAUUAUUGGAUAGCCAUGCAAGAGAGGAAUUCAGGAAACUGCUUUACUUCAUGGCCGUGAUAGCUCAGAAUUCUGAACUUAAGCUACAAAGUGAGAGUGAAAACAGGAUGAUUGUGAAAAGAAUGUUCUCCAAAGCCAUAAUCAAUAAUAAAACAUUAUCUAAAGGAAAAACAGAUCUUUUGAUUUUAUUUCUAGUGGACUAUCAGAAAGAUGUUUUAAAGAUUUCAGGGACGCUACAUAAAAUGGUCAGUGAUAAGCUUCUGGCUAUACAGAGGGGCACAGAUUCCAGUCUGAAUAUUGGAUAUACUUUUUGCCAGAGGCUUGAUGAAUGUGAGUAUCAUUUCAUUGCCAAAAAAACUACAGAAGAGGAAUUGGUGUCUUUACUAAAAACUAUUGAUGAAGAUUCCAGUCUCUCUGCCAAGGAACGGAAGAAGCUGCUAGAUCAAUUCUAUACUAGUAAUCCAACUAUCUUUUUGCAGUAUUUUGGUGAGAGAGAUGUUCCUGUGUGUAACGGUAGACUUGACUUCUAAAAAUCUGUACUGUGUAUCUCUAUAAAAUGGUUUUAUAUUGUACUUAAAAGUGUUGGUAAAUAGGGGUGGAAUCCACCUGCAAAACUGCUAUUUAAAAACAAUAAAGUGUAUUGAUUCAUAUGCUAAAUAGUGAGAAAAUAGUAUUUCUCCUAAAUGAGUAGGAAAUACAUCAUCAAAAGCUGAAAGCAAAUAUCUUUUGGCCUCCUUUGUGAACAUAAGCCCUUUGAGUAGAAUGCAGUUCAGAGAAAAGAAAUAUAAUUGAAUUGCUGAUGGUUUUAGUUCUAGUGCAUGUUCUUGUUACAGUCACAUGACACCCAGCCAUGUAUUUUGCUUCUGGCAGUGUAUCCAAUUUAUUGUCAUUUGAUAUGUUCCAGUAGCAUGCUGAAGUACAAUUGGCGCCCAUGGCAGAAAUGGUCAGGUGAGUGGUUGACCGGUGACACACAACACACCAGCUCAAAAUAAGCAGUCAUUCCUUGUAUUAGAAAGCCAAAUGACUGAAAGAAAAGCCAUUUAUAACACAUUAAAACAACUGCUGAACCUUUAUAAUUUUCUUUGUUUAUAACCCUGAAACUGCAGAUGAAAGUCUGGAAUGAAUACCAUAAAUAAUUUUUAAAAUAUGAUCAUAAUCUAUGCAAUACAUAGACAAAUCUAUACCAGAAAUCUGUUUCACUGUGGCAAACAAAGCCUUUAGGUUCCUUCUCUAAUUAAAGAGUAGUUGUAAAUCACCCUUGGUGCUAGGGAAGUAGUCCUGCCCUUACAUGGAGAAAACAACUGUAUCAGUGUGGGAAGAUUAAUGUUGAAUAAAAGGAAGUUAAGCCAAGUACAAGUAAAAGUUUCCAAUAUAUGCUGUGAAAGUUGCCUCAUUCCAGGAAACGUCUAUGCUCAAAUGUCUUUAUAUUCUAAAUAAGCCAUGGUGGCACAGUGGUUACAAUGCAGGCUAAAUCUCUGAUUCUGAUUGCCAGCAGUUUGGCAAUUCAAGGUUGUCUCAGCCUUCCAUCCUUCUGAAGCUGGUAAAACGAGGAGGCAGAUUGUUUCGGGCAAUAUGCUGACUCUGUAAACCACUUAGGGCUGUAAAGCACUGUGAAGCGAUAUAUAAGUCUAAGUGCUAUUGUUAUUAUCUCAUAACAUAAUGCCUCUAAAUUAAAAAUACUUAUUCAGUAGCAAUUGACAUCAAAAUAC